AUGGAAAUAUUCUCCGAAGGUGACGGAGACGUCUUGCUUGUAUGGAUUGUAGUUGAAGAAGAGACGUCCGGCGUAUCGGGCGAAGGCGAUGAUGGUCCUGGAGAAGGCGUCGUUGUUGACGAAAUAGCCGUUCCAUCACCGAGGUAUGCUCGAGAGGAGUCUGCUGCUGCAGAGGAUGGUGCAUGGGUCUUUGCUGGUGAUGUCAAAGGACUCGUAAAUGAACUGUGCGGCAUGGUGAUUACAACUGGUAAUGAGAACGACGAAGAAGAAACAGGAGUGGAGCUUGAAUGGGAUGAAGUCGAAGUUGUUGAAUCAGCCUGGCCGUUCACGGCCGAAGAGGCCGCGCCUCUCGAGGUACUUGGGGUAACAGCAGAGGUUGAAGUGGCGGGCCCCAGAGAUGUAGUUGGCUCUGGAGAUGUAUUUGGCACUGGGGAAGUAGUUGACUCUGCAGAGGCAGUCCAAGUCGACAGCCAUGUCGGAGUUAAAGGAGUAAUAGUCAGGAUUCCCUCAUCCUGGCUUGUAGAAGCACUUCCCACCUCUGAGGAACCAAGAGAUCCCUCUGAGGAGCCAGCAAUAUUGUCAGGCACAGCGGAUCGGGCGAUAGGGCCCGCAGAGCAGGUGCAUGCGAGCCCAAGCAACGCCGCAAAAUGGGCGAGGAGCAUUCUGAGAAUCUCAGACUGGUGCUUGAGGUCUUUGGAUCAAAGCGAGUGA
Penicillium macrosclerotiorum is the source of this 711-nucleotide messenger RNA. RefSeq lists its product as uncharacterized. The record is from RefSeq and is a predicted model, not a curated record. The transcript has 2 exons. The coding region runs from base 1 to 711 and encodes 236 amino acids. NCBI's taxonomy places the organism in Eukaryota, Fungi, Ascomycota, Eurotiomycetes, Eurotiales, Aspergillaceae.